Molecule: messenger RNA, 2700 nt
Organism: Arctia plantaginis
Lineage: Eukaryota; Metazoa; Arthropoda; Insecta; Lepidoptera; Erebidae
Source: the annotation of a GenBank genome assembly
AUGCAGAACCUAGGCAAAGUUAUAACUGAGCAGCUGCGUAAUCCAAAUGAGUUGGAUAUUAAUCUCAAGAUGGAGUUUGGACCUUUUGAAACGGUCAAUAAGUGGAAACGUAUGACUGAAUGCUUUCAAUUUGUUGGAGCCAGGAGGAGUAAACACACAGCUGUGGCCUACAAAAACGCCAUAUAUGUGUUUGGUGGUGACAAUGGUAAAUCUAUGCUAAAUGACUUGAUACGGUUUGACAUAAAAGAGAUGUCGUGGACGAAGACUGGCUUUAUGGGAGUUCCGCCGGCUCCGCGGUAUCAUCAUUCUGCUGUGGUACAUCGUUCGUCUAUGUUUGUGUUUGGUGGCUACACAGGAGAUAUCCUCGCAAAUUCCAAUCUGACAAAUAAGAAUGAUCUCUUCGAGUACAAGUUUUCAAGUGCACAAUGGGUGCAAUGGAAAUUCACAGGCCAGGAGCCAGUACCUCGAUCCGCGCAUGGAGCCGCGGUCUACGAUGACAAACUGUGGAUAUUCGCAGGGUACGAUGGCAACGCGAGACUUAACGAUAUGUGGACUACUAAUUUAUUGGGCGAGACUCACCAAUGGGAGCGCGUAGAACAAAAGGGGCAAUGUCCUCCAACUUGUUGCAACUUUCCCGUAGCUGUGGCCCGCGGCAAAAUGUACGUGUUCAGUGGACAGAGCGGCGCCAAGAUCACCAACGCGCUUUUCCAGUUCGACUUUGAGACCCACACGUGGAGCCGCGUGUGCACGGAGCACCUGCUGCGUAGCGCGGGCGGCGCGCCGGCGCGGCGCUACGGCCACGUCAUGGUGGCGCACCGCUCGCACCUCUACGUGUUCGGUGGCGCCGCAGACAAUACGCUGCCCAACGACCUGCACUGCUACGACCUCGACACGCAGAUAUGGUCCGUGGUGCAGGGAGCCAGCGACUCGCAGGUGCCGUCGGGGCGUCUGUUCCACGCGGGCGCGGUGGUGGACGACGCGCUGUACAUCUUCGGUGGCACCGUCGACAAUAACGUGCGCAGCGGGGAACUCUUCCGGUUUCAGUUAUCGAACUACCCUCGGUGUACAUUACACGAUGACUUCGGACGCAUUUUGAAAUCCCAUCAGUUCUGCGAUAUACAGAUUCUAGUGGGACCUGAACAAACAUCCAUUUUAGCACACCAGGCUAUCCUGGCGGCUAGAUCGCAGUACUUAAGAGCUAAGAUAAAAGAAGCCCGCGAAGAGCAACUGAAGCGUAUUGCUGCUGGCGAAGAGAACGCUUCUGAAGUGUACUCGUACACAGCGACUCCUCAACUCACCGUGUUACUGCCUGAAGCCACCCCGGAAGCCUUCAAUAUGGUGCUUAACUACAUAUACAUGGAUAGAAUUGACCCGACUGAGAAAGACGAAGAUCCGGCUUCUCCAGCCACAGUUCUACUAGUUCUGGAAGUACUACGACUAGCUCUCCGAUUGAACAUUCCGCGUCUACGAGGCUUGUGUGCGCGGUACCUACGCGCUAACCUGUGCUACGGCAACGUGCUACAUGCGCUACACGCCGCACAUCACGCUAAUCUCAACUGUAUUAAAGAGUACUGUCUCAGGUUCGUGGUGAAGGACUACAAUUUCACUCCAAUAGUGAUGUCUCGCGAAUUUGAAGAAAUGGAAAAAAGUUUGAUGGUUGAGGUGAUCAGACGUCGGCAGCAACCACCUCCUAAACAAGCUAGCGCUGCAGCACAGCAUGAGUGCGACGAAGAAAUAAUAGGCACGACCCUGGAGCAGGACAUGUGCGUGCUGCUGUCGGGCGGCGCGGAGCUGUCGGACGUGCGCCUGCGCGUGGGCGGCGCGCUGCGGCCCGCGCACCGCUCCGUGCUGGCCGCCCGCGCCGCCUACUUCGAGGCCAUGUUCCGCUCCUUCUCGCCGCAGGACAACAUCGUCAACAUCCAAAUAUGCGACACGGUGCCCUCGGAGGAGGCGUUCGAUUCCCUGCUACGGUACAUAUACUACGGUGAUACCAACAUGCCUACCGAAGACUCGCUAUAUUUAUUUCAAGCGCCUAUUUACUAUGGAUUCACAAACAAUCGCCUGCAAGUAUUCUGCAAACACAAUCUGCAGAGUAACGUGACGCCGGAGAACGUGCUCGCUAUACUGCAGGCCGCGGACCGCAUGCGAGCCUCCGACAUCAAAGAGUACGCGCUCAGGAUGAUCGCGCACAACUUUGGCGUCGUGGCGCGGCAGGACGCGAUCAAGAACUUGGCGCAGGCGCUGCUGGUGGACAUCAUCCGCGCCAUGGCCGAGCAGCCGCCGCCCGACGCGCCGCUGCUCCCGGCGCAGCCGCGCUCGCUGCCCUCCUCCUCCUCCGCCGACACGCUCACCGACGAGCCCGACGUGCCGCGCCACAGCCGCGCUCGCUGCCCUCCUCCUCCUCCGCCGACACGCUCACCGACGAGCCCGACGUGCCGCGCCACAGGUAAGUCACUAGCGCAGCCGCGCUCGCUGCCCUCCUCCUCCUCCGCCGACACGCUCACCGACGAGCCCGACGUGCCGCGCCACAGCCGCGCUCGCUGCCCUCCUCCUCCUCCGCCGACACGCUCACCGACGAGCCCGACGUGCCGCGCCACAGGUAAGUCACUAGCGCAGCCGCGCUCGCUGCCCUCCUCCUCCUCCGCCGACACGCUCACCGACGAGCCCGACGUGCCGCGCCACAGGUGUGGAAAGUCAUAA